AUGAAUGGAGGAGUAAUGCAGCCCGAUUACGAAAAAUGUCGGAUUACGGAGAUGGGGAAGGAAUACUACGGUGAAGAGAACACGACAGAAACAGGGAAGGAUUGCGAAAUCUGGCCCAAUGAGAUGGACGACGAUUUUCCAAUAUCACUUUUUUCCCACCUACCAUUCCAAGAUCGCCAGCCAUUUGGACCGACUCAGAAGAUCCGGAAAUUUUUUUUCCGAUGGACGGAGUUAGUAGAACCAAACAAACAAAUCUCAGAAGAAAAUAACUACUGCCGGAAUUAUGGUUCUAUGGAGCGACCCUGGUGCCUCGUUUCCAUGGCGAACUUUACCUGGGAGUACUGUGACAUCCCGCUCUGCUAUGGUCCCAAAGUAAGUAUUGCCUCCUUAUUCAAACUGGAGGACCGAUGGUUGAACAAAGCGUGCUCAAUCCUGACUGGUAGCAAGGCCGGUCGACAAAUCCCUUCGCUGGUUCUCUGCAUAGAUCCUGCAGAAUGCAAACAAACGGAAUCUGGACGAGAGUACUUAGGGUUGAAGAACGUGACACGGUCGGGGAAGAAGUGCCAGCCCUGGCUGAGCCAAACGCCAAACCAACAUAUGACCAUCCUCCACCUGCCGGUAUUCCCAGAUUCUGGCAUGGACAGUCGUCACAACUACUGUCGAAACCCCGAUCUCGAAAAGGAGGGACCUUGGUGUUACAAUGGAGAGGGUACCAAUCCUGCAUGGGAAUAUUGCGACAUUGAGUUUUGCAAGGGGAUGAAUUGA
Messenger RNA from Darwinula stevensoni, 765 nucleotides. The record is from the annotation of a GenBank genome assembly. Lineage: Eukaryota; Metazoa; Arthropoda; Ostracoda; Podocopida; Darwinulidae.